GCAGGCCUGGUGUGCUGCCGUCCAUGGGGUCACAAAGAGUCGGACACGACUGAGCCACUGAACUGAACUGGACAGGGAGAACAUGGAUACAGCACUAGACACAAUGAGUCUGGUAUCGGGGUGAAGUUGGUCUCAAAUAAUAGUGGUAGUGGCGCUGGUUGGCAUUGGUGACAGGUGGGAUGUACCCACUGAAGAAGAGGAGGAAGUCCAGGAUAAGUCAUAAGUUUUGAGUCUGCAGGAUCCGGAGAGGCUGUGUUGCCACUGAGAGAAAUCGGGAUUUGGUUAAGGAGAAGGCAUUCUGCCUUUGAUGAGUUUAAAAUAAGAGAGCCAUAUAAGACAAAGGGCUUUCCUUGUAUCUCAGUCGGUAAAGAAUCUGCCUGCAAUGCAGGAGACCUGGGUUCAAUCCCUGGGUUGGGAAGAUUCUCUGGAAAAUCUCAUGGACAGAGGAGCCUGAUGGGCUGCAAUCCAUGGGGUCGCAAAGAGUCAGGCACGACUGAGCAACUAACACUUACUUAUAAGACAAAAGAUAUGAUAGGCUCAGAGUCAGGCCCACUCAGGGUACAAUGGGCAAAGCAACUGUGAUGCUCUUAAAUCAUUCACGCCACUCAAACCAUUUCCUCCCUCUCUGAAACAUAUUUCCACCUACCUUUCAGUGAACGUAAACCAACAAUGUUAAGGAAAAACAACAAAUCAGACUCAGCUUGUUCUGGCAAAGGCUGGGUUCAGCUCAGUUAGUUCUCCUCUCAGACUUCACCCUGUGUUCUGGCUUCUUGUUUGCUCUUGACAGUCUCAUUUUGAGGGUUUAGCAACCUCCCAAGCCAUAUUGCAGUCCCUCUCCUACCUAAUGGUCACCCAGAGGGAAUAGAAGGCCUCUGUUUUUUUUGUAGUGGAUCCCCCAAUGGCAUAUCUGCACCCUGCCCAAUGUAGACAUCCAGGGAAGCCACCCCAUGAUGCUGUAAUCUGGCCCCCAAAGGUUCAUUCCUGCAAAGUGCAGGUCGAGUUAUUGUGAGACCUUGAAAUCUGAUCCAGAAGUGGGCAGAGGAUCCUUACAGUAGAGCUGAGUUUGUGUUAUGGAAGAUUUGGCCCCAAAGGUGUGCUUCGCUUACACCUCUCAAAGAGCAGGUGAGCUUUUCUGCUUUUCUAACUUGGGAAAACAGAAUGUAAAGCCACCCGUCUGUGGGGAAAUGGGCUCCUGUGACACCCCGAAGCAUUAAAAUGAAACGAGAUGGGUAACUCUCGUUUGCUGUCUCUCAACUCUUAACCAUCAUGAUCCCAGAGUCUCUUGGAACUGAAACAUUCCAUGAUAUGACCUUAUGUAUUUUCCCUAAAAAGAAAACUGCCUUUUGGAAAUGCCUAGCCCCUAUAAGUAAGCUUUCUAAGAAAACUGCUUAAUAGCUCAUUUGCCUUCUAAAACAAAAUUCUGAUUGCCAUUUAGAAAGCCACACACAUGAUUACAUGAUUUGACCUGCACAGUCUUACCUUUUAAGAUGGAAACUGCUUGGAAAGGGCUUUUACUUGGGGACGGAUGGCAUGCAUGCGUCUGUUCUACUGCUUUCCUGCCCCAAUAAAUGUGUCCUUCUGUGCACUGCUGUGCAUACUCCAUGGCUCACUACAUUUUGCCCGAUGCUGUUUGUGGAAUGCAAAGACUGCGAGACCAACCCCCCCACCCCUGGCUUCCUGUAGCACUGUUCCUACAUGCCCCCAGAACCCCUUCCCUCCCCGAGUUCUUGAGUGCUUCGCCAUCAGCAGCCUCACCCAAGGUUCCGCCCCGAGUUCCAAACCAGCCACGAGCUUCAGAUGCCCCGGGUUCAGUGUAGAUGGCGCAAGUAGGCGUCAAAGAGGUUGGCUUCUAGUUGGUGGUUGCUAGUACCAGGUCCCCUGGCUCAUGGGUGUGUUCAAUCCAAGGCCCAAAGUCACACCUGUGUCCUGUGCACGGGUGCUGCAGGCUUAGGUGGAGAAAAGCAGGGCUAGCAUUGGACCCCAAAGCCCAGGAUGGCAGGACAGGAUGUGGGGGCCCCACCCGAUCGCCUCUGGGUUCACCAAGAGGGUGUCUACCGCGACGAGUACCAGCGCACAUGGGUGGCCGUCCUGGAAGAGGAGACGAGCUUCCUAAGGGCCCGAGUUCAGCAAGUUCAGGUUCCUUUAGGUGACGCAGCCAGGCCAAGCCACCUUCUCACCUCCCAGCUACCUCUCAUGUGGCAACUCUACCCCGAGGAGCGCUACAUGGACAACAACUCUCGCUUGUGGCAAAUCCAGCAUCAUUUAAUGGUCAGGGGCGUACAGGAACUGUUGCUUAAGCUUUUGCCUGAUGAUUAACCGGGUGCUGGGAUUCUAGGAAGAGAUGCUCCACUGUUCUGUUCAUUUUCUGGAUAUGCCGCAGAAGGAUCCGUGCCAGAAACAAGCCUGUGAAAUACAGAAAUGUUUACAAGCCAACAACUACAUGGAAUCUAAGUGUCAGGCUGUCAUCGAAGAACUGCGUAAGUGUUGUGCUCGAUAUCCCAAGGGAAGAUCUCUCAUCUGCUCAGGAUUUGAGAAAGAAGAGGAAGAAAAGCAGAC
Molecule: messenger RNA, 2556 nt
Organism: Capra hircus (goat)
Lineage: Eukaryota; Metazoa; Chordata; Mammalia; Artiodactyla; Bovidae
Gene: MTCP1
Product: mature T-cell proliferation 1
Exons: 6
Coding region: 1993-2316 (107 amino acids)
Biological process (GO): positive regulation of peptidyl-serine phosphorylation
Molecular function (GO): protein serine/threonine kinase activator activity
Source: RefSeq, a predicted model, not a curated record